Molecule: messenger RNA, 1633 nt
Organism: Eruca vesicaria subsp. sativa (arugula)
Lineage: Eukaryota; Viridiplantae; Streptophyta; Magnoliopsida; Brassicales; Brassicaceae
Source: the annotation of a GenBank genome assembly
UUUCUUCAACUCUCUUCUCUAGAAAGGCUUUCACAAUCUCUGUGAAAAGAGGAAGCAAAGUCGAUUCAUCACAAUCUCAGAUGAGCUCCGAUCGGUGCGUGAAACCCUAAUCCCCCCAACAGUCUCAUCUUCCCACGAUAAAAUCUCAUCGGGAAAGCUCUAUUCAGCGUCGAACAUGGACGGUAACAAAGACGACGCGUUGAAAUGCCUAAAAAUCGGCAAAGACGCGAUCGAAUCCGGAGAUCGAUCACGCGCCUCGAGAUUCCUCGAGAAAGCUCGUCGUCUCGAUCCGUCUCUCCCGAUCGACGAUCUCCUCUCGGAUCUGAACAAUAAAGCUUCCCCUGGAUCCACCGCGCCUAAACCGUCUCUUCGCCAACGCGGAUCUUCCUCAACCGCCGCAUCAGGAUCUUCAUCAUCAUCAUCAUCCUUAUCCUUCACUGAAGAGCAACGAGCGAUCGUGAGAGAGAUCAAGUCGAAGAAAGACUACUACGAGAUUCUCGGAUUGGGGAAAACCUCAUCAGUCGAAGAUAUGAGGAAAGCGUACCGUAAACUCUCGUUGAAAGUCCAUCCCGAUAAGAACAAAGCUCCCGGAUCAGAAGAAGCGUUCAAAUCCGUCUCCAAGGCGUUUCAGUGCUUAAGCAACGAAGACGCGAGGAGAAAAUACGACGUCAGUGGCUCCGAUGAGCCUUCCUAUCAAACACACCGAUCCACUAGAAGACACCAACACCACAACGGAUUCAAUGGAUUCUACGACGACGAAUUCGACGCUGACGAGAUUUUCAGAAGCUUCUUCGGAGGCGGAGGGAUGGCUCCUGCAGCUACUCAGUUCCGUUCAUUCAACUUCGGAGGAGGAGGAGGGAAUAGAGCAGCAGCGGCUAAUCAAGGCUCUGAUACUACAGGGUUUAAUCCACGUGUCCUUCUUCAGUUACUUCCCGUGGUGUUCAUAUUGCUACUCAACUUCAUGCCGUCUCCGCAACCGAUUUACUCACUCUCUGCUUCGUAUCAGUACGAGCACAAGUUUACGACGCAUAAGGGGGUUAAUUACUUUGUUAGAUCGGCUAAGUUCGAGCAGGAGUAUCCUAUUAAUAGUCUCGAGAGACAGAGGGUUGAGGCGCAAGUGGAUAGAGAUUACUUGUCGAUAUUGGGGCAGAAUUGUAGGUAUGAGCUUCAGAGACAGCAAUGGGGGUAUGUUCGUGAGACGCCUCAUUGUGAUAUGAUGAGGAGGUUUGAUUCAGCUGCUGCUGCUUAAACUUAUCCAAGUUAGUAUAUUCAAGAGGUAUGAUCAUUCUGAGGUAUGGAGAUGUUUACUAAUGUCUGAGCGUUUUUGUUGAUGCCCCUCUCGGUGAGUUUGAUAUCCCCAAACCCAACCUUUUAUAUACGUUGAUUACUGGUCUUGGUGUUUAUUAUGAAACAUUUAUUAUGUGUGUGUACUUGGAAUAAGACUUAUUUUGGUCUGCCUUGCAUUUUCUGUGUGUAAGGUAGCAAAACAAAAAAAUUAUUUACAUCAAACGUUUCCAAUUAUAUCUUGUAGAAAAAUGAAACUUGUAUAGUUGAAGUUGUAGAUUUAUAUAUAAUAGUUUCGUUUCAAGCCAUAAAGAAUAGGAAAACAAUUAGGAACUGUUUGUAAGAUAAC